Mizuhopecten yessoensis (Yesso scallop) is the source of this 1687-nucleotide messenger RNA. Its product is annotated as probable inactive 1-aminocyclopropane-1-carboxylate synthase-like protein 2. The coding region runs from base 88 to 1386 and encodes 432 amino acids. Gene Ontology annotation, biological process: biosynthetic process; amino acid metabolic process. Gene Ontology annotation, molecular function: transaminase activity; pyridoxal phosphate binding. The record is from RefSeq and is a predicted model, not a curated record. Lineage: Eukaryota; Metazoa; Mollusca; Bivalvia; Pectinida; Pectinidae. The transcript is spliced from 14 exons.
AUAUCCACAAGUAAUCUGUAUCUUGAAACGCCUCUGGUGUUAUUACCCUGAGCUGUUUGUUGGAUACCAGUUAAAGUUAUUGCAGAAAUGCUUUCAAAAAGGGCACAGGAAACCUCAAAGAAUGAUUUCCUUUUGAUCAACUUCUUGAAAACAAUGUCCAGUAGUUAUGAUGAAGCCACCAAUCCACAGGGAUACGUCAACCUCGGAACUUCAGAGAACAAGAUAUGUGAAGACAUAUGGCUAGAAAAGAUCACUGAGAUAUCGGAGUCAGCCGACCAUGUCACUGCGGACAUCCUCUACUAUUACGAGUACCAUGGAAUGAGCCGAGUGAGAAAGACCUUCAGCAAGUUUAUCGAGGAUCGUUUCAAAAGCAAGAUGAAAAUCCAAGAGGAAAAGAUCAUACUGUUGAGUGGGGUAGCAACAACCAUAAACGCACUGGCGUUCACUCUGGCAGAUGUUGGAGAUGUUUUCCUGUGCCCUACCCCGGCGUACACCAGACUUAAAUACGACAUGUUAGACAUAGGUGGAGUAGAUAUCUACGAGGUCCCAAUGUUUGAUGACGAAUCAUCGGAUGAUCCAUGUAAAAUGCGCAGCGAUGUUUUGGAAUCAUAUCUACUAAAAGCAAAACAACGGGGUUUAACUGUCCGUGGAGUGAUCUUAACAAGUCCGAGUAACCCUACGGGUAAGGUUUAUACGAAGCAAGAACUUGCUGAUUUGAUGGAGUUCUGCAAACGAGAGGAUCUCCACGUCAUAUUUGAUGAAAUCUAUGCUUUGUCGACACAAGGUCAAGGAUGUUUUACAAGUGUCUUGUCUAUGACAAUUCCUGACCCAGACAAGACUCACUUCAUUUGGGGUUUAAGCAAGGAUUUUGGUUUAUCUGGAUUUCGAUGUGGUGUUGUAUAUUCUCAUGAUGUGAGGGUCAUCAACUACCUGCAGAAGAUGGCAACGUUUUGUUCCAUUCCUGCCCCUACACAAUUGUUGAUCAAUGACAUUCUGUCCGACACAGAAUGGAUUGACAAGACUUACUUCCCUACCUAUUACACCAGAGCAAAAGAGAAUCAUAAACUUGUUAAAGAUGUGUUGGAUGACUUCAAAAUACCUACAUCAUACAGCUGUGAAAACGUGAUCUUUUUCUGGAUGGAUUUGUCUCAGUUUUUAAAUGAACGAACAAAAGAAGAGGAAAUCAAACUGUUCAACAAGUUUAUGGAUACUGGUCUCUACAUUUGCCCCGGGACCGAAUUGCUUUGUCCGAUACCAGGCUGGUUUCGACUAACUUAUACUUAUCCAAAACGAGAUGUCGAGGAAGGGAUUCGGCGUUUCGUUGCAGUUUUAACAGCAAUACGAAAGGAAGACAGCUUUGAGCGUCUUAAACAGUUUCAGUCGUAAAAGGAACAUUGCAGCAAAAUCAAAUGUGUAUUCGCUCAACGUUUUUAAUAAAUGGGUAAUACACAUUAGUGAGACAUAUGGUGAGACAACAUUUUGUGUUGUUGUUAACAUUUGUAGAUAUUCCAAUGAAUAACAAACAAAUAACGGUUUAUUUUCAGACAAUCGUACAUGAUUGUUCGCUGAUGACUGGAGUUUUUCUAACCAAUUCAUUUUAGCGAAUAAGCGGAUUGUUUUAUAUUAUAAAGGACGUCAUACAGUGAAUCUGAAAUUGAUUGACAUUUAAAAUUGAAAUAAAAGAUUC